Molecule: messenger RNA, 1666 nt
Organism: Mesitornis unicolor (brown roatelo)
Lineage: Eukaryota; Metazoa; Chordata; Aves; Mesitornithiformes; Mesitornithidae
Product: cullin-9-like
Exons: 11
Molecular function (GO): zinc ion binding
Source: RefSeq, a predicted model, not a curated record
GUUGAAUCCUGGCAUAGCCACGUCAGAGGACUUUCUCAUGGCAACGCUGCAGGUGCCAAUGGGGCACACACUUAGUCCAGAGGAGGCAAAGCUGCUCAUGAACCAGACAGUACAGCAGGUCCAGGAUACUCUGAGCAUCUCAGAUGAUGUUGCUCAGCACCUUCUCAUGCACUGCAGAUGGAAUGUGGAUUUCCUGAUCCAGUGCUAUGUGGAGAACCGUGAAACCCUGCUCAUCUCCUCGGGGCUAAAAGUGCAGAAUGCCCAGCCUCCCCCAAGCCCAGGAACCCACUGCCCGGUCUGUGUGAACCAGCUGUGUCUCACUGACAGGCCUCCAACCCUCUGCUGCAUGCACUACUGCUGCAAGCCAUGUUGGAGUGAGUAUCUGACAACUCGCAUUGAACAGAACCUGAUUGUCAACUGCACCUGUCCCAUAUCUGACUGCUGUGCACAGCCAACUGCAGCCUUCAUUUGUUCCAUCGUUUCCUCCAAGGAGAUUAAAGCCAAGUAUGAAAAAACCCUCCUUAGAGGCUAUGUUGAGUGUUGCUCCAACUUGACGUGGUGCACCAACCCUCAGGGCUGUGAUCAGAUCCUCCUUAAGGAUGGGCUUGGUUAUGGGGCAGCUUGUUCCAAGUGCUCCUGGAUGUCCUGCUUCAACUGCAACUUCCCAGAGGCCCAUUAUCCUGCCAGCUGCAGCCACAUGUCGCAGUGGGUGGAUGACGAUGGAUACUAUGAGGGAAUGACAAAUGAAGCCCAAAGUAAACAUCUGGCUAAGCUCAUUUCAAAGCACUGCCCAAACUGCCAGGCUCAGAUUGAGAAAAAUGAGGGAUGCCUGCAUAUGACGUGUGCGAAGUGUAACCAUGGCUUCUGUUGGCGUUGCCUCAAACCCUGGAGGCCAACUCAUAAGGAUUAUUACAACUGCUCUGCUAUGGUGAGUAAAGCAGCUUGGCAGGAGAAGCGUUUUCAGGAUUACAAUGAGAGAUGCACCUUUCAUCAUCAUGCAAGGGAAUUUGCUGUGAAUCUCAGGAACAGGGUUUCUUCCAUCAGCAAGAUGCCAAAACUUAGGACUUUGACCUUUGUUAUUGAUGCCUGUAAAGUGCUGGAGCAGGCACGGAAGGUGCUGGCCUACUCCUGUGUGUACAGCUACUAUAACCAGGACAGUGAGAGCAUGGAUAUUGUGGAACAGCAGACUGAGAGCCUAGAGCUGCAUACUAAUACUCUGCAGAUCCUUUUGGAGGAAACCCUGCUGCAGUACCAGGACCUGGCCUCUUCUCUUCAGCUCCUGAAAGCAAAGCAUUUCAGUGCUGGUUUGGAGUUGGUGCACCAGAUCAAGAAACAUCUCUUUGCAAUGCUUUGGCACUCCACACAGGAUUUCCAUGUUGGGCUCCAGACUUUGGCAGAUUCUGGUGAGAGAAAGGUGAAACAAUCAAAUGUGCCUACUUCAGCCCCUGCCAGUAUAGGGCCAACACGUACCAUCUUGUGUGACCCUUUCAACACAGAUGAAGGUGGCAAAGAUGUUGAAGAUGAGGAGUAUGAACCGCAGUGGCAGGAAGACUAUGAUGAUGAUGACGAUGAUGACGACCUUGAUGAAGACAACUUUCUGUUUGAUGAUGAGUCAGAUAACCUAGAUUGUGACUCCUACUUUGAUGAUGACGAUGCCUAUGACUAG